This is a messenger RNA of Closterium sp. Naga37s-1, 4419 nucleotides long. NCBI's taxonomy places the organism in Eukaryota, Viridiplantae, Streptophyta, Zygnematophyceae, Desmidiales, Closteriaceae. The record is from the annotation of a GenBank genome assembly.
AUGUCGUCGACGUCUAAAUCCAAGUCGCUCGUGCGCCUCUCGCGGCUCCUCUCAUACGCGGGGUGCAUCCGGCCACGUGCAGACGAGAGCGAGCUGGUCGGAGAGAAGGGCUUUCAGCGCCACGUGUACUGCAACGAGCCACAUCACCACUUCCGCCGCGUCGCCAAUCUCUACUUCCUGCUCUGCGCCAUCCUCGCGCUCACGCCGCUCACGCCGUACGCGCCGUACAGUCUGAUCGCGCCGCUCGUGCUGGUGGUGGGCGUGAGUAUGAUCAAAGAGGCGAUCGAAGACUGGCGCCGAUAUCUUGCUCUUCCCCGCUGUUCCUCCUCCCCUUCAACCCUCCUCGUCAAUCCUCCCCACCCUUCCCCUCCCCUCCUUUCUUCUCCCCCCUCCCCCCCCAUCCUAUCCCCCACCCAUCCCUCCUUUCCCCCUUCCCCUCCCCCCUGCCUCCCUCCUCACCCCUCUCUUUCCCCCGUCCCCUUCCCCUUCCCCGUCCGCCAGGACGACGAGGUGAACAAGCGCAAGGUGCUCCGCCACGUGGGCGAGGGGCGGUUCGAGCCGUGCGAGUGGAAGGCGGUGCGCGUGGGCGACGUAGUUAAAGUGCUCAAGGACGAGUUCUUCCCCGCAGACCUCCUAAUGCUCGCCUCCAGCUACCCGGACGGCGUCUGCUACGUCGAAACAAUGAACCUGGACGGCGAGACGAAUCUUAAACUGCGCAAGGCGCUCGAGCGCACGCUGCCGCUCGAGGACCCCGAGGCGCUGGCGAAAUUCACGGCGGAGAUUAAGUGCGAGGACCCGAACCCGAGUUUGUACACGUUUGUAGGGAAUCUAGAGUGGGACGGCGAGGCGACGUCGCUGACCGCGGCGCAGGUGCUGCUGCGCGACUCGAAGCUGCGCAACACGGCGUGGGUGGUGGGGGUGGUUAUCUUUACCGGCCACGACAGCAAGGUCAUGAUGAACUCGACGGCCGCGCCGUCGAAGCGCAGCUCGAUUGAACGGCGCAUGGAUAAGAUCAUCUACUUCCUCUUCGCGUGCCUGCUGCUGAUGGCGAUCGUGGGGAGUAUCAUUUUCGGCGUGCGCACCAAGAAUCAGAUGCCGUCCUGGUGGUACCUCGCGCCGACCGACACUAACGCGUACUACGACCCCGCGAAACCCGCCGCAUCGUCCGUGCUGCAGUGCCUGACGGCGAUCAUUCUAUAUGGUUACCUCAUCCCCAUUUCGCUAUACGUGUCGAUCGAGAUCGUGAAGAUCUUCCAGGCGUGGUUCAUUAGCGCCGAUCGCGGAAUGUACUUCGCGGAGACGGACAUGCCGGCGCGCGCGCGCACGAGCAAUUUGAAUGAGGAGCUAGGGCAGGUAGAUACGGUGCUAAGCGAUAAAACCGGCACGCUGACGUGUAACCAGAUGGAUUUCCUCAAGUGUUCUAUUGCCGGCGUCGCGUACGGCCGCGGGAUUACCGAGGUCGAGCGCGCCACGGCGCGGCGGCUCGGGCGCUAUCUGAGCGAGCUGGAGGAUUACGACGAGGAGGAGGAGCGCGCCGCGGCGGAGGCGGCGGCGAGCGGGACGGCGAAGCCGGGGGUUAAGGGGUUCGCGCUGCGGGAUAAUAGACUCCUGGACGGCGCGUGGCUGCGCGAGCCGCACCGCGAGGAGAUCCGCGCGUUCCUGCGCGUGCUGGCCGUGUGCCACACCGUCAUUCCCGAGGUGGACGAAGCUUCCGGGCAGGUGGAGUACGAGGCGGAGUCGCCGGACGAGGCGGCGUUCGUGGAGGCGGCGCGGCAGAUGGGCGUCGCGUUCUUCAAGCGCACGCAGACGACCGUUUGGGUGCGCGAGCCCGACGAGACGGGGCAGUCAACCGUUGACAGGGAGUACACGAUUCUAGCACUAAUAGAGUUCAACUCGACGCGCAAGCGCAUGUCAGUCAUUGUCCGAGACCCCUCCAACCGCAUCCUCCUCAUGACCAAGGGCGCCGACUCUGUCAUAUACGAGCGCCUAGCGCCCACCGGGCGGCAGCAUUUGGAAGCUACCCGGGCCACGCUGCACCGGUACGGCGAGGCAGGGCUGCGGACGCUGGCGCUGGCGUACAGGGAGUUGAGUGAGGAGGAGUGCGGGGAGUGGCUGGAGCGGUAUGAAGGGGCGAGGAGGAGUCUGAGUGCGGAGAGGGAGGCGCUGGUGGAUGCUGCUGCGGAGGAGAUUGAGCAGGGGCUGACACUGCUGGGGGCCACUGCUGUGGAGGAUAAACUUCAGCAAGGGGUACCGGAGGCCAUAGACCGGCUGGCACAGACGGGCAUCAAGAUCUGGGUGCUGACAGGGGACAAGCUGGAAACGGCCAUCAACAUCGGCUUCGCAUGCUCGUUGCUGCGGGACGACAUGAAGCAGAUUGUUGUGUCCCUUGACUCACCAGACAUUCGCAAGCUCGAGGACACCGGGGACAAGGAGAAGCUUGCUGCUGUGAGUAUUGAUAGUAGCACUGGUAAGCUCAAGGACACUGGGGACAAGGAGAAGCUCGCUGGUGUGAGUAUUGUAGCAAGGGGUGUAGUGUGUGCUGUGCUGCAAUGGUCACACAUUGCACUGGAGGACACCGGGGGCAAGGAGAAGCCCGCCGCUGUGAGUAUAGUAGCACUGGGUGCUGUGCGGUGUGGUGUGGUGUGGUGCUGCAUGGCGAGGGUGUGUCGUAGUGAUCACAUUACGCUGGAGGACACCGGGGAUAAGGAGAAGAAGCGUGCUGCAGCGCAUGCAAGAAGCGGGGGUGUGGAGGGACAGGGUGGAGCGCCUGCUGCUCGACGGCUCCCCGCGCGUACACCCUACCUUUUGCCACACCCCUUCACCUCCCCCCUCCCCUUUUCCCCUCCCUCUCCCGUCCACAAUGACACUCCCCCCUCGCCCCCCCCCCUUCCCCAGGUGUGCAGGGACAGGGUGAAACGGCUGCUGCUCGACGGCGCUGCUCUCAUCGACCGUGCUCGAGAGGGGGGCGCUCCUGCUGCAGGGGAGCAUGCUAACGGUGGGGACGCGGCUGCCAAUGGCAACGGCGACGGGGGAGAAGGGGACGGGGAGGUGGACGAGGAAGGGAACGGGGACGGGGAUGGGUCAGCGAGGGUGUUUGCGCUGGUGAUUGAUGGCAAGUCGCUGGCGUUUGCAUUGGAGCCGGAGCUGAGGGCGGCGCUGCUGGCGCUGGCCAUGCAGUGUGCCUCUGUGGUGUGCUGCCGCGUGUCGCCCAAGCAAAAGGCGCUGGUAAGGAAAAAAAGGGGAGGUGGGGAAAAAGGGGGGAGAACGGGGGAGGAGGGUUGGGGGAUGGGGAAGAUGCUGGCGCUGGCCAUGCAGUGCGCCUCUGUGAUGUGCUGCUGCAUGUCUCCCAAACAGAAGGCGCUGGUGACACGGCUGGUGAAGGACGGCACGGGGCGCACGACACUGGGCAUUGGGGACGGGGCGAACGAUGUGGGCAUGAUUCAUGAGGCAGACAUUGGCGUUGGGAUCAGUGGCGUGGAGGGGCAGCAGGCGGUGAUGGCGAGUGACUUUGCCAUAGCACAGUUCAAGUACCUGGAGCGACUGCUGCUCGUGCACGGCCACUGGAGCUACAAGCGCAUCGCCAACGCUGUGACCUAUUUCUUCUACAAGAACGUGGCGUUCGGGCUCACCAUCUUCUACUACAACGCGUAUGCGGUGUUCUCCGGGCAGAUAGUGUACAACAGCUGGGCCUGCUCGCUCUACAAUGUCUUCUUCACCUCGCUGCCCGUCAUCGGCUACGGUGUGCUGGAGCAGGACCUCUCCGACAAACAGCUGCUCAUGUUCCCAGCACUGUACCAGCAGGGUCCAAAGAAUGUGUUUUUCCACUGGACCACCAUCGCCAUGUGGAUCGGCUACGGGGUCUUCCAAUCCGUGCUGCUCUUCUGGACCUGCCUCGCAGCCGUGCUGCCCCAGGCGUCUCUAUCCUCCGGCAAGCUCUUCGAGAUGAACGGGCUCAGCGCGACACUCAUGACGGGCGUGGUCGUGGCAGUGAAUUUCCAGAUCGCGCUUAUUACAGAGCACUGGACCUGGAUUACGCACCUCUUCAUCUGGGGUAGCAUCGCUGUUUGGUACUUCUUUCUCGGGGUGUACUCGUAUUUCGGCCCGGAUUGGUCCACGGAUUAUUACUACAUUUUCUCUGAGGUGCUCGCCCCGAGCGCGCUCUACUGGCUCACCGGCCUGCUGCUGCUACCAGUGAUGGCGGUGCUGCCGUAUUUCGUGUUCCGCGGGGUAGAGUCGCGUAUAGCACCCCCGGAUCAGCAGAUUGUGCAGGAGAUAGUGCAGUUGAAGCAGGACGAGGAGGCUGCCAAGGCGGCUGUGGCGCCGCCACUGGCGCCGGUGGGGUUCACGGCGGCUGUUGAGGCCGUGAGCAAGCGGUUGAAGAAGGUGGAGAAGAAGCGACGGAGACGAGGGGAGAAGUGA